AUGCUUCGCAACAUUAUUUCCAAACCUGUUAUUAACGUCAUGCAAUCCGCCACACGCACAUUCACUUCUAUCCCCACUCCUGCUCCCGUCGAGCAAAAGUCUAUCUUCCCCAAGAAAUAUGGAGGUAAAUACACUGUUACCAUGAUUCCUGGUGACGGUAUCGGUCAAGAAAUUGCCAUGUCAGUGAAGGAUGUUUUCAAGGCUGCCAAUGUUCCUGUCGAGUUCGAACAAUACGAUGUCUCUGGCAUGACCUCUGAAGACGACACAUUGUACCAAGAGUCUAUUGAGUCUCUUCGCCGUAACAAGGUUGGUAUCAAGGGUACCCUUUUCACACCCACCUCCAAACUCGGUCACAAGUCUUUCAACGUUGCCAUGCGUAAGGAUUUGGACAUGUAUGCUUCUCUCUCUCUUUGCAAGAACAUGCCCGGUGUUCCCUCUCGUUUGAGCAACGUCGACAUUGCCAUUAUCCGUGAAAACACAGAAGGUGAAUAUUCUGGUUUAGAACAUCAAUCUGUUCCCGGUGUUGUUGAGUCACUCAAGAUCAUUACCCGUGUCAAGACUGAGCGUAUCGCUCGUUUCGCUUUUGAUUUCGCCAUCAAGAACAACCGUAAGAAGGUUACCAUCGUUCACAAGGCCAACAUCAUGAAAUUGGCUGAUGGUCUCUUUUUGCGUACUUGUCGCGAGGUUGCCAAGGAAUACGAACAUCACGGACUCGAGGUGAAUGACAUGAUUGUUGAUAACACUGCCAUGCAACUUGUUUCUCGUCCUCAACAAUUCGAUGUGAUGGUCAUGCCCAACUUGUACGGUAACAUUGUCUCUAACGUGGGUGCUGGUUUGAUUGGCGGUCCUGGUUUAAUUCCCGGUUGUAACAUUGGUCGCGAAUACGCCAUGUUUGAGCCCGGAUGUCGUCAUGUCGCUCUUGAUAUCCAAGAUCAAAACUCUGCCAACCCCACCGCCAUGUUGCUUUCUAGUGUGAUGAUGUUGAGACAUUUGAACUUGGAUGAGUAUGCCAACAAAAUCUCUGCUGCUGUCUAUGAUACUAUCUCUUCUGGUUUAGCCAAGACUGUCGAUAUGGGUGGAAACAGCACUCUCAAGGAAUUCACUGCUGCCGUCAUUUCCAAAUUAUAAACUAGUUGUGGGAACAUCCACAAAAAAAAAAGCAUUUUAAACAGUAUAGAUUAUUUAUAGCAUAAAAAAAAACAAGAAAAACAAGAAAAACAUUAAAAAAGAUUUGUUUUAUAUAU
Mucor mucedo is the source of this 1244-nucleotide messenger RNA. Its product is annotated as isocitrate dehydrogenase, NAD-dependent. NCBI's taxonomy places the organism in Eukaryota, Fungi, Mucoromycota, Mucoromycetes, Mucorales, Mucoraceae. Gene Ontology annotation, biological process: isocitrate metabolic process; tricarboxylic acid cycle. The transcript is spliced from 7 exons. The record is from RefSeq and is a predicted model, not a curated record. Gene Ontology annotation, molecular function: NAD binding; isocitrate dehydrogenase (NAD+) activity; magnesium ion binding. Bases 1 to 1128 code for a protein of 375 amino acids. Gene Ontology annotation, cellular component: mitochondrion.